Molecule: messenger RNA, 2361 nt
Organism: Akanthomyces muscarius
Lineage: Eukaryota; Fungi; Ascomycota; Sordariomycetes; Hypocreales; Cordycipitaceae
Exons: 4
Coding region: 1-2361 (786 amino acids)
Cellular component (GO): membrane; microtubule; cytoplasm
Molecular function (GO): GTP binding; GTPase activity; microtubule binding
Source: RefSeq, a predicted model, not a curated record
AUGAGUGGGCAAAUGUUGACCGGCAGGCUUCGAACCGCCUCGCGACGCGCGAACGCCGUCGGCUCAACCCGCUACAUUCACCGUUUCCAGACUGGCGGCCUUCUGCAGGCAGACGGCUCGAUUCGCGCAACCCAGCGGCGUCUGUGGCUCGGCGGCAACGCCUUCCACAAUGCAGUUGCCGUCAGAAAUGCAUCUUUUGCUCGAUUCUUGCCGAAGCUGGUGCUGAAGUUUGUACGGAUUCCCGCGAUGUUUGGUGGCCUGGCAAUAGGAGCUUUUGCUUGGGUUCAGUAUCAGGCAAAUCAGGCCGGCGCUUAUGCCAUCGAUAUUUUCCAUUCGACCAAAGACACAGUUACGGACACAGCUUCGAAUCUUUUUGGCAGCGCCAAGGGAGUCGCUGAGCAAACACUUCAAGGCUGGGAGAAUACGAAGGACCAGAUUGAGCUUCCUAAAUGGCUGAAAAACCUGGUUCAGACUUCUCAGGAAGUUACGAGCGGCGGCGGCGGUGGUGGUGGCAAUGGUGGCGACCCAAAGCACAGCAAACUCGGAGCAGCCGCCGCGGUUGGGGCUGCUGCAGCCGGCUAUGGCUAUGAGGGAGCAGACGACUCACAAUUGAGCGAAGAAGAUGCAAAAGACGACCAAAUGAUGCUUCUUACCAAGAAAAUGAUCGAGAUUCGCACGAUAUUGCAAAAAGUUGGACAGUCUAGCACCCUCACACUGCCGUCGAUUGUCGUGAUCGGAUCACAAUCUUCAGGCAAAAGCUCAGUAUUAGAGGCGAUCGUCGGCCAUGAGUUUCUGCCAAAGGGGUCAAACAUGGUAACUCGCAGACCUAUUGAGCUGACCCUCGUCAACACACCAGGCUCUACUGAGGAAUAUGGAGAGUUUCCGGAACUCGGUCUGAAGCACAUCAGUGAUUUCACAUCUAUUCAAAGAACCCUUACCGACCUCAAUCUGGCUGUCCCCGAUUCUGAAUGCGUGUCUCACGAACCUAUUCAACUCACAGUCUACUCUCCAAAUGUCCCAGACCUGUCCCUGAUUGAUUUACCUGGUUACAUUCAAGUGGUUGGCCAAAAUCAGCCGCUGCAGCUGAAGCAGAAGAUAUCCGAACUUUGCGACAAGUAUAUCCAGGCACCCAAUGUGAUUCUCGCCAUUUCUGCCGCAGAUGUUGAUCUUGCGAACUCUACUGCUCUGCGCGCUUCGCGGCGAGUCGACCCACGCGGCGAGCGAACUAUCGGAGUAAUCACCAAGAUGGAUCUGGUCGAUGCAGUGCGCGGAGCAGCCAUUCUGAAUGAUAAGCAAUACCCACUUCGCCUUGGUUACGUCGGUGUUGUAUCGCGAGCACCCCACUCCCAAGGAUUGUUCAAAAUGGGCGCAUCGAAUCUGCUGGCUACCAUAACGAAGAAUGAGAACUCAUUUUUCUCGUCUCAUCCGAUGGAAUAUGGUCCGGAAGCCGGAGUGAGCGUUGGCACGACAACUCUCCGGAAGAAGCUCAUGCAUGUGCUAGAGCAAACAAUGUCUUCCAGCUUACAAACCACAAGCGACGCUAUCCGCCAGGAGCUUGAGGAAGCUACAUAUGAAUUCAAGGUACAAUACAACGACCGUCCACUAUCUGCGGAGUCAUACCUAGCGGAGAGCUUAGAUGCCCUGAAGCACUCCUUCAAACAGCUGACGGAGGAGUUCGGUCGACCGCAAAUGCACGAGCUUCUGAAGAGUGAAUUGGACCAGAAAGUGCUUGAUCUGCUCGCAGCCAGGUACUGGAAUAAACCAAUUACUGACUUGCUGCCUCCGCACCCCGAAACAGACAAGAUAGCAGAUCUGCCUAAAGCCGACUCUGAUUCGCUUUAUUGGCGUCGUCAGCUGGAUGCUUCCUCCUCAGCAUUAACAAAACUUGGGGUCGGAAGAUUGGCAACCACUGUCGUUGCCACAGCAAUUCAGGACAGCGUUGAAGCGCUUUUGGACCAAUCCAGCUUUUCCAAUCACCCAUUUGCGAGGAGUGCAGUUAUGGACGCUGCAUCAACAAUUUUAAAUGAGCGAUUUUACAGCACGAGCGAUCAGGUUGAGAAUUGUAUCAAGCCGUAUAAAUUCGAGAUCGAUGUUGAGGAACGGGAGUGGGCUCAGGGCAGACAACACGUCGGCAAUGUAUUAAAGAAAGAGCUGAAUGAUUGCGAAACAGCACUGUCAACCCUCGAAACUACAGUUGGCGGACGCCGCAAACUAAGGGAAGUCAUGUCAUUUGUCGACAAGGCUCGCAAGGGCGACGUUACAGUAGAAGGUGACGGACGCAGUGGUGCCGGUGGAUUCAGCGCUGCAUUGCUUAGCAAAGGUCGCGAAGCAGUCUUCCUCCUGCCCCGAGGUAUUCCUUGA